Messenger RNA from Anopheles darlingi, 2523 nucleotides. RefSeq lists its product as uncharacterized. The transcript has 5 exons. The record is from RefSeq and is a predicted model, not a curated record. Lineage: Eukaryota; Metazoa; Arthropoda; Insecta; Diptera; Culicidae. Bases 2128 to 2478 code for a protein of 116 amino acids.
UUUCAGGAGGAAAAUUGUUCUGACGAAGAGAGCUGCCCAAGCAACCAUAGGCAGCCUUCAGUUCUCAUGUGAAGAACAAUAAAUCCCCCUGAAGGCUCCAACAGUUCUGCUGCUGACAACAAUCAGAACACCAAAUCCCCUCAAAGGCUCAAACAGUUCUUCUAUGAGAACACUAAAUCCCCUCGAAGGCUCAAACAGUUCUUUUAUGAUCGGUUUGACGUUUCAAUUUCACGAAAAUUCCUGAAACAACAACAACGUCGGUUGCAUCUUCGCUUGUUAAAACAAGUGAAAAAACGUUUAAAUUAGUGAAAAAGUGCAGUGUAAAAUAAGUGAAACAGUAGUGUACCAUCGUAGUAAGCUGAGGUAAGUGUAGUUCACCGAAAAUACGUGUUUGUUUUUUGUCCGCCGCAGCAUCCGCAGCAUCGUGAUCGUGACGCAGUUACUGAUAUUAUGAAGGAACACCGGAUGAUAAGAAAGGCUAUGGGAUGAAGAUGCCCAUAAUUCCAUAUUAAACUUUGACGAGAAUGUGUCGUGUCGUGCCGAGUUGCCAAGUACUGUAACCUGCAUCUGCCGACCUUUCUGCGCUCGGUGACCCGUACGGGGGGGAGAAGACCUUCGAGCAGGCACUGAAGGAUGCGCUUAACUUUCGAACGAAGUGAAGUGAUCGAUUGAAUGAUUUGUGCAGCAACGACAGCAACCGUGAUGAGUGAUAACCGUGCCGAAACAACCGACCGUAUAUCAGCUACAAACAGCACAGAAAUCUGCGGCAGAAAACCGAGCAUCAGUAGUAAGAUUGUAGAGUUUCGACUUGUUGCCCAGAGGGCUUGAUGAUGUGGCUGCGAGCGUGAUGACCGACAGCAUCAAGUGCUAUAAAGCGGUCAACGAGCUGAACAUCACUGACACACUGCAGAUGACGAGCUAAACGGCGACGGCUUGUAUGGCGCCACAUCGCGUGUUGAAAAUGCGGAGCAUAUACUCUUCGAGUGCCCGCGCUUUAAUGGAGAACGGCAAGCGCUACUGGCUUUCGAGGAGGGGGCGCUUACACCGGACAAUCUACUAAGCAACCUGCUCCACAGCGAGGAUCGGUGGUCCUCGAUCUCGGCAGUGGUGAAAAGAAUUAUGGACGAGCUCCAGCGGCAGUGGCAGGAAUACACUCAAAUACCACCGGACGCGGGCAGCUGGAACGCGGAACUGGAAGCAGCAGCAGCCGCUCGUCAAGAAGCGCAAAGGCUGCGCAAGAACGAGAGACAGAGAGAGGCUAAUGCCAGGAGGCGGCAGCGCGGGGCAAACGAGGAACAACAGGCGUGAUCACGCCUUCAGUUCUUUGCGGCCGAGCUACCUAGUGGUUAACCUAUCAAGAUUUAAGUUAUCCCACUCGCGAUUUGCCAUACCAGGAAUAGAGAAGUGGGUGGGAUGAUAUGCUGUACAGAGGUAGGCGGUGCUGUGAUAUUGUCAUUUUACACUAAUAAACCGCCGAACUGGCCUGAUAUAAAAAAAAAAAAAAUGGCGCCACCGAAGGCGAAGCAUCCUACCAACUUGCCAUACGAUCCCUUGGUGCAAAAGUGACGAAACACUGCCUGCUGCCUCAGCAGGAUAACUUUCCACAGCUUGCAAGCCAUCUAGCACCGGGAGAUGCACAGAACGGGGCGCUCCAUGGGAAGGUUGUCAAUGAUCUGAGCCGCUCAUCAACACCGACUACGAUGGUAGCGAUCUAUCUACAACCAUUAACAUCAACAUGAACAACAGCAUCAUCAUCGGGCGCAAUAGCAGCAUCUGUUACAUCAUGUGCAGUAGACACAGCAGCCGGUGCAAGUACCUCAUCCGAUGAUACGUGGAGAACUAGUCACCGGUACGCAGAAUGGUGGAGGUGAAGGAUGCGAACCUCGAUUCGAACAAAGAUGCUCCGUUGCCAGCCGGUACGUGAAUGGUGCCGGUGGUGUGCCGAAGGAAAUCGCCGGUCGUUGAGUGGAGUGCGGAGACGAUAGAGGACGUCAAUGCGACUACAGCGAUGCUUGCCCUGAAGCAUGGACCGAAAAUUGUCAUCGAAAACUCCUUCCGUAAUGGCACGCCACCGGCUAUCACAUCACCGCAGCGCGGGAGACCGAUCGGCUACGGCCCUGAUCGUCAAUGAGUCAACGGUACCUCAUCGGAUGCUGCUUACGAAAACAGCGAGUAAAGCCUCCAUCCACAUCAUGCAUUGGCCAAGGAUAUGCGCUCUCCUCCCCAGCCUCAUUGAACGGUUCGUUAAAGCGAUCAGAACCGAACGAUUCGUACAGUGGGACCCCGACCGAUUACCAUCAUCACCAUCACCACCGUAAUCGACAGCAACUCGUUGCAUCAUCGGAUGAACGGACAAUGCAGAUAGCAAACGGUGCCGGCACUCCUCGACCCUAUCAUCCGCAUAACCUCGGCAUGGAGUACGGUGGCCCAGCACCACCGUCACUGCCAGGUACGGGUACCACGGUGACCCCAUACUAAUACCAAAGCCCGCUCCGGAAAGGGGCGCACGGCAUCGCAGAGAUA